AUGGCUCUUCACAACUACCUCUACUUCAAGCACGAAGACAGCAAUAUCAGAAAAAUUGCCAGUGUCAACGAUGCCUGCAAUAAGCCACAAACCCUUCAUAGUAAAGUAACCAAAAGAAAUGGAAAACAGAAGAUUCCAGUUACUGGCACAGAGUUGUCAGUGGAAGCAGUUCAAAGUUAA
This is a messenger RNA of Saccharomycopsis crataegensis, 180 nucleotides long. RefSeq lists its product as uncharacterized. The transcript has a single exon. The coding region runs from base 1 to 180 and encodes 59 amino acids. NCBI's taxonomy places the organism in Eukaryota, Fungi, Ascomycota, Saccharomycetes, Ascoideales, Saccharomycopsidaceae. The record is from RefSeq and is a predicted model, not a curated record.